AUGCACUACGCGAAAACCGCAUUGCGCUUAUUGGCGGCCAGUGCGACCCUCACCGUGCAAGCCAGCGCCUCGGAACGCGUUCCCCAGCCCUGGGCGGACACUGGCUCCCUAGCCGUGCGCAACCCGGAUCUAGGAUCUUCUCUAACAACUGCGAUCAAAGGCCUGGAAGCACCAGAGGAUCUAAUAGAAUUCAUUCCUGCCUGCCUUACCUGUUUCUUCUGGUCGCAGAUAGCCACGCACUCGGCCCUGAAAGGCUCGGACGACACGGACUCCAAUUUCCUGGAGAAGCUUGGAUCAGGAUACAUCGAUUGGCUUAUGCACCUAUGUCAGAAGAAAAAUCCUGGCGGCAUCAGUGGCAUCGUUGACAAAAUCAUCGAGCUCGUCAUCGUACCUCCGGAAACCCAGCAUUGCGACGAACUCGAUGCCACAUACGACGAUAAACUGCACAGGUUCGUCCUCGUUGACGGAAAUGGGACCAAGUACGUGGCCGACGGGAAAUCAGCAAGUACGUUCAGCACCAAAAAUUCGGACGCUGCCAACAAAAUGCGUUCCUUCUUCACAUCCACCGUAUUCAUUGAGGCUGCUGAAAAGCUAGUCAAACACUUUAUGACAAAAACUUCACAAUCAAGGGCUAUGUUUUAG
Anthostomella pinea is the source of this 642-nucleotide messenger RNA. The record is from the annotation of a GenBank genome assembly. NCBI's taxonomy places the organism in Eukaryota, Fungi, Ascomycota, Sordariomycetes, Xylariales, Xylariaceae.